Guillardia theta CCMP2712 is the source of this 1689-nucleotide messenger RNA. RefSeq lists its product as hypothetical. Lineage: Eukaryota; Cryptophyceae; Pyrenomonadales; Geminigeraceae. The transcript has 14 exons. Bases 1 to 1689 code for a protein of 562 amino acids. Gene Ontology annotation, molecular function: small conductance calcium-activated potassium channel activity; calmodulin binding. Gene Ontology annotation, cellular component: plasma membrane. Gene Ontology annotation, biological process: potassium ion transport. The record is from RefSeq and is a predicted model, not a curated record.
AUGAACCCUACCCCUCUGGAACCAGGCGCCGAAUCGAGGAGGUCAGAUGGCACAGCAGAGUGGAACAGGAACGAGGGACCCCCUUCGAGCAGAGUAUCCAGAGGGUUCAAACGGACAUGCUCCUCCUCCGUUGGUCAGAGGAGCAGCCUGUCGCAUGUCCAAUCACUGAAGCAGCUCGGGCUGAAAGAUAUUGACCUUGUAGGAGUCUCGACUUUGACUCAAGGAGGGAAGAAAAGGAUUCCGAUCUCCGAUUGGCUGGCACUUGCCGCUGCGAUCCAGAACAACACCGGCACCCUCGCGGACCAUGCAGACCGGGGCAUCACCUACUACAAGGAGUACCGCAAGACAAUGUGCCGCAACUUCUUCUUUACGACCAUCUUUGGGUUGAUCUGUGCGGUCUGGGCUAACGAGAUCCGGUAUGGCUUCAAGAACUCCAACUCCUUCCAGUCGCUCUCUCUCGAACUGACCACUAUGGUCUCAACCGCCAUCGCCUUCUACUACCUGUGGCAGUAUUACCAUGCUGAGCUGUGUGUAAUGCGUCUCAAGGGAUGCAAUAUCGCUCCAGGGUUCUCAGUCAGGGCGCUGAAGGGGGCGAACCUCUGGGGGCAGCUGAUCCGAGACGUUCUCAUCUUGCUCCCACAGCCCUAUCCCUUCAUAGACAUCACGUUUUCCGUACACGACGCGGGGCUGAACAGGAACUCGGUGUACUCGAUCUCGGUUGUGCUGCUGAGCCUCAUGUUUUUGCGGAUUUAUUUCCUUCCCCGAUACUUCUCUCAUUGCAUCCAGGACAUCUACACUGAUGACUUCGACGUCUUCUGCGCUCUGAACAAGACGCUUGUCAACGAUUCGUUCCUGAUUCGGACGACCAUGUCGACAGGCCCGCUGCGCAACCUCUUCAACAGCAUAUGGCUUAUCAUAGUGACCAUGACGACGGUCGGGUAUGGCGACGUGUACCCGAGCACCCGACUGGGGAGACUUGUCGCCAUCUCUGCCUCCUUCAGCGCCCUCAUCAUGAUUGCCAUCUCCAUCAACCUGGUCCAGUCGAGCCUGGAGCUGUCAAGCAGGGAGCGGAGGGUGAUUACCAAGCAUGAGUCGAGGUUGCAGUACAAGAAGAAUCAGCGGAGCGCUGCUAGGCUGAUCUUGGCAACUCUGAGGGUGAAUGUUGAGAGACUCAAGGCCGCAAGGAAUCCUCCGCAGGAAGAGAAGGUCGACCUGGAGGACCUCAGAUCCGAAGUGAAGAAGCAGGAAGAGUUGGGCUCGCUCAACUCCGCACGGUCACAGCAAAGCGAGAAGCAAAGUGAAUCUUUGCUGGGGACGUGGAAUCCGCUGACGAUCGUCGACUAUCUCCUGCCCAAGAACCCGGCCUCCAAGGUCGUCAGCUCGGAGAAGGAGAUCCCUGGGGGAGGACGCGGGCGGCCGACCAAGACGGUCAUCUACGGGAAUCAGUUGCCGCUGCCGGUUCUGAUGGCGGAGGAGAAGUGGCACCUGGCUAUGAGGGACUUCCGGCAGAAUCAGCGAGAUGCUCUACAUAGCGAGAUGGCGCAGGAAUGUGACGUGGUCACCACGAUUUUCGAGGUCAGCGCCCUGCUGGAGACUUGCAAGUUGAAGAUGGACAAUGCCGAGGAGAUGAUCGAUUCGACGGUGAGGAUGUUGCACGAGCUGAUAUCGCUGAGCGAGGAGGAGCCGUGA